Notolabrus celidotus (New Zealand spotty) is the source of this 1334-nucleotide messenger RNA. RefSeq names its product S-phase kinase-associated protein 1 (gene skp1). NCBI's taxonomy places the organism in Eukaryota, Metazoa, Chordata, Actinopteri, Labriformes, Labridae. Gene Ontology annotation, cellular component: cytoplasm; nucleus. The record is from RefSeq and is a predicted model, not a curated record. The coding region runs from base 259 to 750 and encodes 163 amino acids. Gene Ontology annotation, molecular function: cullin family protein binding. The transcript is spliced from 6 exons. Gene Ontology annotation, biological process: SCF-dependent proteasomal ubiquitin-dependent protein catabolic process.
UGACAAAGCUCGCUCCCUGCAGGCUCUCUCUCUCUCCCUCCCUCCUCCCUCCCUCCCUCCCUCUCUCCUCCCUCCCUCUCUCCCUCCUCCCUCCCUCUCUCCCUCCUCUCCCUCCCUCCUCCCUCCUCCCUCCCUCUCUGGUUCUCAGGUUGAUCCGCAGACUCUCAGACACUCAGCCGCCCUCGGUCCCUCCUCGUCAGUCCGGCCCCGCUUGUUGCCUUCAGAGGACUCUCCCUCUGGACCUGAACCUUGUCGAUAAUGCCCACAAUAAAACUACAGAGCUCUGAUGGAGAAAUCUUCGAGGUGGACGUUGAGAUUGCCAAACAGUCUGUAACCAUAAAGACCAUGUUAGAAGAUUUGGGGAUGGAUGAUGAAGGAGACGAUGAUCCAGUUCCCCUCCCUAAUGUGAACGCUGCCAUCCUCAAGAAGGUGAUUCAGUGGUGCACCCAUCACAAAGAUGACCCCCCUCCUCCUGAGGAUGACGAGAACAAAGAGAAGAGGACGGAUGACAUUCCUGUGUGGGACCAGGAGUUCCUCAAAGUGGACCAAGGCACUUUGUUCGAGCUCAUUCUGGCCGCUAACUACCUGGACAUCAAAGGCCUGUUAGACGUCACCUGUAAGACGGUGGCGAACAUGAUCAAAGGAAAAACCCCGGAGGAGAUCAGGAAGACUUUCAACAUCAAAAAUGAUUUCACAGAGGAGGAGGAGGCCCAGGUACGCAAAGAGAACCAGUGGUGUGAAGAGAAGUAGAGACCCUGCCAACUCUACCACACUGAGGAAGAGGAGGAGGAGGAAGAGGAGGAGGAGGAGUCCCUGCUAACUGGUUGCACUGGCGUUGUUCAUACUUGUCAAUAUUUACAUUUAGUGUAUUUAGAGCCACAUCACCCCCUCUCCAGUCUCUUCAAACAGCAUGACCAUUUUAACCUGCCUGUGUGUCGUCUUAAUUUAAAUAAAGCUUUGGGUUACCACACACGUGUUGUACUUUAGAGUUCAGGUUUCCUUAAAGAUUAGUCACUCCGUUCAUACGCCCCCUUAUUAAUCGCUAUGGUUGUCUUUUUUACUGGACUGUGUUCUUUUAGGUUAACGGAUGAAUAAAAAGGCUUUUUUGACAAUGACAUGGUGAAUAUUCUUUCUGCUCUGUAAAAGCAUCCUUUCUGUAAAACCAUGUGGAGAUCUGAAGGAGUCUGAGUUCUGGACUGAGGGUCCUGGUGUAGAUGGCUUCAACUCGUUCCUGAUUCAUGUUGUAUUGAAUUGGAAACUUCUCAGAGAAGCUUUGAUGCUGGACGUUGGGAUGAUCAAACUUUGAAGGAGUGAAUAAAAAUGUAUAAAAAGGA